Dibothriocephalus latus is the source of this 216-nucleotide messenger RNA. NCBI's taxonomy places the organism in Eukaryota, Metazoa, Platyhelminthes, Cestoda, Diphyllobothriidea, Diphyllobothriidae. The record is from the annotation of a GenBank genome assembly.
AUGGCCGUACCAGCAAUGCUUAUGGGAGCCAUUGCGGCUAGUACGGCCUUUCAUGCUUCUCUCAGUCCCAUCAUUAGCAUGCCCGUCCGUCUCAUCCUCACCCUCCUCCUGCCACUUGCCCUUCUACUCCUCCUCCUCCUCCUCCUCAUCAUCAUCAUCAUAAUUACCAUCGUUUUUAUUCUCUUCUUCUUCCCAUUACAUGUCUCCUACUUCUAA